This is a messenger RNA of Pelecanus crispus (Dalmatian pelican), 690 nucleotides long. Lineage: Eukaryota; Metazoa; Chordata; Aves; Pelecaniformes; Pelecanidae. The record is from RefSeq and is a predicted model, not a curated record.
GAGCUCGAACAGAUGGCGAAGGAGCAAGAUAAAGAGUCGGAGAAACAAGCCUUACUGCGGGAAGUGGAAAACCAUAAGAAACAAAUGCUCAGCAAUCAGGCAGCUUGGAGAAAGGCAAAUCUAGCUUGCAAAAUCGCUAUCGACAACUCUGAGAAAGAUCAACUGCUGCAGGGAGGAGACUCCUUAAGACAAAGGAAGACUACAAAGGAAAGUCUGGCAGAGAGUGCAAGUAACAUCACGGAGAGCCUGAUGGGCAUUAGCAGGAUGAUGUCACAGCAAGUCCAGCAGAGUGAGGAGACUGUGCAAACCCUAGCCAAUUCUUCACGAACCAUCCUGGAAGCAAAUGAAGAAUUUAAGUCCAUGUCUGGGACAAUUCAGCUGGGGCGAAAGCUAAUAACAAAGUACAAUCGCAGGGAACUGACGGACAAGCUGCUAAUCUUUCUUGCCCUUGCCUUAUUCCUGGCCACAGUGCUCUAUAUUUUGAAAAAAAGACUCUUUCCAUUUUUGUAAAAUUCCAAAGCUGAACUGAACUAUUACGAAAGAUCAGAAAGAGAUGGCACAAUAACGGUAGGGCUUUUAAAUAAAAUAAUAAAGGGAUAUUGCAAUAGCUGAAAGAGCGUUAGAGCAGGCAUGACUUUAUACUGUCCCCAUGGAGCAUGUGACCUGCCUAAGAAGAGCUUAAAUGAGCAC